CCCAGAGCUGCGAUCCGCGCGCCCCGCUCCGCCGCCGCCCUGGACCGGGCCGCCAUGUCGCUGUGGAAGAGAACCAUCUACAAGAGUGUGUGCCUGUCGCUGGCCCUACUCGUGGCUGUAACAGUAUUCCAGCGCAGUCUGACCCCCAGCCAGUUUCUGCAGGAGCCCCUGCUACCCACCUUCGGGUUACAGAAGGCCCAGAAACUGAGCGGACACCUGGUGAACCCUGACAGCUUCUGGAAGAACCCAAAGGAUGCGGUCACCCUCACACCCAUGGUUUCACGGGGGCCCCAGGCCUGGGAUGUGACCACCACUAACUGCUCAGCCAAUGUAAACUUGACCCACCAGCCCUGGUUCCAGGGCCUGGAGCCACACUUCCAGCAGUUUCUGUUCUAUCGCCACUGCCGAUACUUCCCCAUGCUGCUGAACCAUCCAGAGAAGUGCAGCGGCGACGUCUAUCUGCUGGUGGUGGUCAAGUCCGUCAUCACACAGCACGACCGCCGCGAGGCCAUCCGCCAGACCUGGGGCCGCGAGCAGGAGUCGGCGGGCCAGGGCCGCGGCGCCGUGCACACCCUCUUCCUGCUGGGUACAGCCUCCAAGCAGGAGGAGCAGGCCCACUACCAGCGGCUGCUGGCCUACGAGGACCGCAUCUACGGGGACAUCCUGCAGUGGGACUUUCUUGACAGCUUCUUCAACCUGACCCUCAAGGAGAUCCACUUCCUCAAGUGGCUUGACAUCUACUGCCCCAACGUCCACUUCAUCUUCAAGGGCGACGAUGACGUCUUUGUCAACCCCACCAACCUGCUGGAAUUUCUGGCUGACCGGCGGCCCCAGGAAGACCUGUUUGUGGGUGACGUCCUGCAGCACGCUCGGCCCAUCCGCAGAAAGGAUAACAAAUACUACAUUCCCGGGGCCCUGUACAGCCAGGCCAGCUACCCACCGUACGCAGGCGGAGGGGGCUUCCUUAUGGCGGGGGGCCUGGCCCGGCGCCUGCACCAUGCUUGCGACACCCUGGAGCUUUACCCCAUCGACGACGUCUUCCUGGGCAUGUGCCUGGAGGUGCUGGGCGUGCGGCCCACGGCCCACGAGGGCUUCAAGACGUUCGGCAUCUCGCGGAACCGCAACAGCCGCAUGAACAAGGAGCCCUGCUUCUUCCGCUCCAUGCUCGUCGUGCACAAGCUGCUGCCCGCUGAGCUGCUUGCCAUGUGGGGUCUGGUGCACGGCAACCUUACCUGCUCCCGCAAGCUCCAGGUGCUCUGACACCGGGCGGGCCGCCAGGGUAGACUAGGGCGUGUGCCCUCGAGCCCCGGAAGGCAUGAGGCUGCAAGUGCGAGGCCAGGGCACAGCCUUCGGUCCCCGCAGGGAGGCAGAAGGGUGGGCCUUACGUGUCCCCAGGUGUGGUGGGGUGCAGGUAGCCGGAGCUGAGGCCCGGGAACGUUUGCAACUGCCCAGACUGGAGACGGGUCUCUGGGGAGCGAGGCCACUGGCCCCUGGCAGCCCUCCUAACCUGGGUCUGUGGCCUGGCUCCCUCUGACCCGGUGGGAGGCCCCAGUGGCCUCUGAAGGAACCCUGUGCUCAGGUACCUGGGCUAGACCUGCCCCUGGAUGGGUCUGCGGCUGCCCUCUCACCUUCACGGAGAAGAUUCUCCUCCUGUGAAAUGCCUCAGUCUCCCCACGGGCCCAAGCAGCCCUUUCAGGAGAAGCUCAGCCCUGUGCAGGCACACAGGCCCUCUCACGCCCCUGGGUCUCCUGGAGACUGAGCCUCAGAAGGCCCUCAGCACACCCCCGCCCCCUGACCUACCUGGGCUUUGGCUGCCCAGUCUACUCCCAGUUGGCUUCACUCCUAGCUGCGUCCUGUGAUGCUCCAUCCGGCUCCCAUCUGUCUGGAAGCAUGACCGGCCACUCUGACUACCUCAGCGAUCCUCAGAACCUCUGGAUGGGCUGCAGCCCCACCUCACCCCCUGACGCAGGGCCAAGGAGCAGUGCUCCGGCCCCGGCAGUCAAGGUGCUGCCCAACCAGCCCAAGCCGAGGGCCCUCCUGCAGCCCCGUGAGGCCUGGCUCCCCAGCCGGAAACCAGCCGGUUCGACCCUGGAAGUGGACAUUCCUUUAUUAAUGUGAAGUUUUAUUUAUGAAGAAUUUGGAAGGAGAAGGUGCCAGGCCUCGGGAGAAGGUGGUGUUCGUCCCUCCGCUUCCCUCGUUUCAGCAAGACACGACCUGCCUCGGCCACUUUUCCACCCACAGCCACAACCCCGCCCCGGCACCCCCAUGCCCGUCCCAGCCCCGCACCAGAACCCUGCCCGGCCUGCACGCCUACUUCUGCAGGGCCUAAGCAGACCAGCAUUUGCCCCUGUGAAGGGAUGGCGUGGCCCUCGUGGGCCGCCCCACUCAGGUUCAGGGGUCCUUGGGGCUAGCUGCAGAAGGAUGCCACCUCGUAUCAGGGUCGAGUCACCUGGGAAAAGAUUGAGGGGUCGACUCUAUUUUCUCAAUAAAAGGGGACUGAUUUUC
This is a messenger RNA of Mesoplodon densirostris (Blainville's beaked whale), 2505 nucleotides long. RefSeq names its product UDP-GlcNAc:betaGal beta-1,3-N-acetylglucosaminyltransferase 7 (gene B3GNT7). The record is from RefSeq and is a predicted model, not a curated record. The transcript is spliced from 2 exons. The coding region runs from base 55 to 1260 and encodes 401 amino acids. Gene Ontology annotation, molecular function: hexosyltransferase activity. Gene Ontology annotation, cellular component: membrane. Lineage: Eukaryota; Metazoa; Chordata; Mammalia; Artiodactyla; Ziphiidae.